UCUGUAAAUGCUUCGUGGAACAAUUCAAAGAAUCUUGUCAGAGUAAACAGCGGGUCGUGUCAACGUUGUUCAUCUUCGAUUCAAGAUAUAUCUAGAUCUGUAUGACUUUAACAAAAGGAGACAAAGCUUAGCUUGAAAACUGCUUCGUGCGACUCAAUCGUCACUUUGUGGAGAUAAUUACAUGCGUACAUAAACAGUCACUCACAGCUCAACAAAGAUUAUGUGAAAUUUCUGAAAACUUGAAGGAACGUAGUGGUCACAUUAGUGCAUGAUAAUCAUUCUGAAGCAGAUGAAAGCCUCUCUGCUUGUGAGAGAUAGGGGUUAAUGGUUUGAGAAUUGGGAGGAUGGUACAGCCAAGGAGGAAUUUGUAUUUGUCAGUAUUAGGGGAAAUGAGGAAGCUGAGAAGUCAAUACUGACCCCGUUGGAUUGUUAGUGAGGUUUAUAUGAUUGGAAACAUCUCCAUAUACCUGCCAGGUAGAAAUCUCAAGACAUAGGACACUGGAGAGGCUUUGAAGGACAGAAAGACAAUAGGACAUACAGGUCAAUAGAUAAACAAUCCAAGGAGACAGGAAGAACAUCUAUCAUUUUAGAAUAAUGUCAUGGACGACCUGGUUGAAAAUAUGGAACAGAGAUUCGGCCUCACGGCCAGUAGAGAAAAAUGACAGCGUUAUGGUGGCAGAAUCCCUCAUGUCAGAACUUGAUUUUCAAAUCCAUGAGGCGGAGGAGUUGAAAUUUCACAAAGAGCAAGAAGCUCGGCGCCAAAAGACAGGGGUGGAUUAUUCGUGGUUGGUGACAACGCCACCAAAAACCUUCAAAAUUCCACCUGGAAUGAGAUUAGAAUUGGAGCAGAUGGCCAGUCGAGUUCGACCAAGUGAAUGCAGCACUGUAUUGACUUCAUUUAGGGACGCCCUUUUACAAGAACCAGAGGUGUUCGAAAUCCCCCACAUCAUGCGCGCAUGCAUUCAGCACGUGUUGUCGCGGCAACCUGUGCCUUCAGAGACGUGGGUAGACUGGGUCGGGCGCAGGACGCAAAGUUUGUCAAACAUACGCCUGAGGUCCAGUCCCAAAGUAUUGCCAGUGCAGGAGGAGAUGGAACUGCAGAGAAAACCACAAGACAAGUGCCCUUCUAGUCAAAGUAUGCCAGACUUUAGGUGUGCUUCUGCUCAGGGUGGGAACUUGGAUGUAUGAGCAAACUUGGUUUUUACUGUAGAUAAAUUUAGAAUAAUAAUGUUAAUGGUGAUAAAAAUUAUCAUAAUUUAUUCAGCUAACAUGUAAAAAAUAUACAUCAGUAAUUGGUCUCUGCCUGAGCUCUUAAAAGUAAAAUAUAAAAUCAUGAAAAUAUUAGAUGUAAAAAAGAUUAAUUAAUAUAUUUAAAAAGACAAUUGGAUUAAGAACAAGAGUUAACACAAAAAAUAGCUGAAGUAGGGUAAAAGCUCUUUAGAAAUCUUUCUCCCUUUAAAAGUUUAAACGUCUCUGAUGUAUAAGCAAACUUGGAUCAGACCUGCAAACUUGGGACGUAUUCCCAGACAUUUAGAUCGAUCUAUCCCCGUGGGGAGUCUCACUAGAUUACUGUCAGAUAAUCCGGCUUA
Molecule: messenger RNA, 1589 nt
Organism: Lingula anatina
Lineage: Eukaryota; Metazoa; Brachiopoda; Lingulata; Lingulida; Lingulidae
Product: protein RD3
Source: RefSeq, a predicted model, not a curated record